CCGGCGUGCUGUGCGUCACAGAGGGCGCGGGGACGGCGGGCGGUUGGCGCCGGGGUUUGAAGCGGGUCGUCAUGGUGAAGGCCGAGGUGCCGCGCGGCAGUCUGCGCGCGCUCUUCAAGCGCCACCAACCGCAGCUACGGCUCGGCCGCGAUGUCCACUUCAUGGUGCAUUUAAACUGUCUCUUGUUCUUGCAUCGUCUGGCACAAGAGGCUAGGAUAAAAGCUGUUGAAGCCAAGUGUUCUGCCAUUCAACCAGAUCAUAUCAUGGAAGUGGCAAAGACUGUUCUGAAGAAGAGUAGAGGCUGAAGGGAAGCUUAUGCACAUUAUGCUUGUAUUUUAUAAACCGAUGCUAAUGGAAAUACUGAGUUUUAUGUAACCAAGAAAAUGUAUGAGGUUUUUGAAGAGGUGAAAGAUCCUUGCUGAAUCAUUUACUUCUGUGAUAUUUUGCUUGUGUUAUUUCAUUUAAAUAUUUUUUUUUUUUGCGCUAUGACACGGUUGAGGUGCUUUUUCAAAACAUAUUGCUGAUUACAAAAAUAGAAAGCAUGUUAAAUUCUGGUCAUAUGUGCAAUACAUAUUGCAAUUCAAGGAGUUUAUUUGCCGAUGAAAUCUAGUUUUUGACAUGUUGAAUUGCAUGUGGCUAAAAUAAUUAAAUGAUCAGUAUAUUUUAACUUGCCCAUAAUAAAAUAUUUAAAAAAAUUA
This is a messenger RNA of Amblyraja radiata (thorny skate), 698 nucleotides long. It is a transcript of the gene cenpw, whose product is annotated as centromere protein W. The coding region runs from base 72 to 305 and encodes 77 amino acids. The record is from RefSeq and is a predicted model, not a curated record. Gene Ontology annotation, biological process: chromosome segregation; mitotic cell cycle; kinetochore assembly. NCBI's taxonomy places the organism in Eukaryota, Metazoa, Chordata, Chondrichthyes, Rajiformes, Rajidae. Gene Ontology annotation, molecular function: protein heterodimerization activity; DNA binding. The transcript has 3 exons. Gene Ontology annotation, cellular component: kinetochore; nucleoplasm.